AUGAGUUCCCACACAUCUUGUUGCUCAUACCUUUGGGUUCUCGCAAUCUUUACAUUGUUUCAUUGUUCUUUGUCUGUUGAAAACAGCAGCAAUAUUCAAUGUAACAGUAGCAACGAAGAUUGCUGCAAAUGGUACGGGAUCACCUGCAACAAUCAAACCGGUCAUGUCAGCAAGAUUAGCCUUCGCGGGCCAGAUGACCCAGCCGACUUAGAAUCCCAAGAAGCAUCUAUACAAAGAUUUGGAGGGAAAAUCAACCCUUCUUUGCGUAAUUUAACUUCACUCGAGUACUUAGACUUGAGCUGCAAUGACUUUGGAGGCAACCCGAUUCCUACGUACAUUGGGUCACUCCAGAACUUGAAAUAUCUGAAUCUUUCCGAGUCAAGAUUCUCAGGGGAAAUACCAAGUCAACUAGGGAAUCUUUCCGCAUUACAGGUUCUCAGCGUCGGGAAUCGUUAUAGUGCUGAUCAAUAUGUGCAACAGGUGAAGAGUUUGCAGUGGCUGUCGGGUCUUUCUUUGUUGCGCCACCUUGACAUGAGCGGGGCUCAACUCGGUGAAGUGUUUGAUUGGGUACAGGUGACACAAAACUUGCUCCCUUCUUCCCUUGUCGAAUUGUAUUUGGCGUAUUGUGGACUUCCUCCAAUCACAACUAGUUUAACUAUGGUUAAUCUUAGUUCACUUGAGAUUCUUGAUCUUUCCUAUAAUAAUUUCAGUACUAACUCAAUACCGGGUUGGAUUACUAGCUUACAGAGCCUUGUUUCCUUAAACCUUGCUUUCUGUGAAUUCAAUGGUCCAGUUCCUGCUGGUCUUAUGGACAUGAUUUCCCUUACCACCCUUGAUUUGUCAAAUAAUCAACUCACAGGUAUUCAAACUCGGCGUAAUUUGUCUACAGUAAACAUCUGUAGCUUGGAAGAAAUCAAUCUUUCCUGGAACAAAUUUAAUGGAAAAAGUCUGUUAGACGUCCUACCAAAUUUGUUCGAAUGUGAAUCAUCUAAACUCGAGUCUUUAAGGUUUAUAUCAAGUGGGCUUUCUGGUAAUCUACCAUCCCAACUUGGUAAUCUGAAGAAUUUGGUUCACAUUGAUCUUUAUGGCAAUUCUAUAUCUGGGCUAAUCCCAGAUUCUUUGGGGAAUUUAUCAUCCUUACAAACUCUAGAACUCGGGGAUAAUUUACAUUCGGGCCCAAUCCCGGACUCGAUGGGACGGUUAUCAUCUUUGCUAUCAAUGCAUCUUCCUUUCAAUUCAAUAUCUGGCCCACUCCCCGAUUCUUUAGGAGAAUUAUCGUCUUUGGGGGACUUGGAUCUUUCGUAUAAUGAAAUCAAUGGAACUCUUCCUCACAGUGUUGGUCGACUUACAAAUCUAACGAGCCUAAACAUUGAGCACAAUUUGUUAACAGGUAUCGUGACCGAAGAUCAUUUUGGUAAUCUCACGAAUCUAAUCAUUUUGCGAGCAGAUGCAAACCUGUUAAGACUCGAGUUAUCGUCUAAGAACUGGGAACCACCUUUCAAACUCCAAAUAUUGAGCAUAAAUUCAUGGAGUUUAGGUCCAUCGUUCCCUUCUUGGCUUCAAAACCAGACCAAUCUAUCUAUCUUGUAUCUGGCCAGUAGCGGAAUUUCAGAUAACAUUCCAAGUUGGUUCUGGACAACAUUUUCGGGUUUGAAGUAUCUGAAUAUCUCAGAUAAUAACUUAUCCAAUGUGUCAACUGACAAUUUCUUUUGUCCUAAAACAGAUGCAGAACGGAAACAGAUUAUAUAUAUGAAUCUGGGGAAUACUAAUCUUUCAGGUAUUGUUCCUGAUUGCUGGACAUCCUGGGAAUUCUUAAAUAACUUGAACCUCCAAAAUAAUAAUCUCACUGGUGCAAUCCCAAAAUCUUUGGCUAAUCUAUCCUCUCUAGAAUCAUUAAACAUGCGCAACAACAAGCUCUCGCAAGAAUUACCCCUGGAUCUAAUGAAUUCAAAGAGCUUAAAGAUCAUUGACCUUGCUGAAAAUGAACUCACUGGAAGCAUACCAAUAUCAACGGGCAGAGAAGCUACGGUUUUAAAGCUUCUCAACCUUCGUUCCAACAAACUAAUCGGCGAAAUCCCAAAUGAAAUCUGUAAACUAGAUUCUAUUCAAAUACUAGACCUUGCAGACAACAGUCUUUCGGGAAAGAUACCAAACUGCUUCAACAAUUUUAGUGUCAUGACAGGAAAAGUGAACCCAAGCCAGGAAGUCGACUUAGACGGGGAAGAAUUUAGGGGCAGUGCUUGGUUGGUAUUGAAAGGAAGGAUGAACGGAUAUAGCAGCAUUCUCGGUCUAGUCACAAUCUUGGAUCUUUCAGGGAAUGAUUUAUCAGGGUCUAUCCCAAGUGAGAUCACGCAGUUGGUAGAGUUACAUUAUAUAAAUUUUUCAAGUAACACAUUAACAGGAAGAAUCCCGGAUAAGAUUGAUGACAUGAAGCUGUUAGAAUCUCUAGACUUGUCAAAGAACCGGUUGAAUGGAAGCAUUCCUUCAAGCCUGUCAAGAUUAAGUUUCUUGAACUGGUUAAACUUGUCAUACAACAAUUUGACAGGAAGAAUUCCAUCAAGCACUCAACUUCAAAGCUUAGGUGAAUCUAGUUUUAUCGGAAAUCAGCUGUGUGGAGUUCCGGUUCAAGUAAGGUGUGAAAGGCAGGGUGGUGAAGCGACGGGGGAUGCCGGUGAAAGACAAGCUAGUAAUGGGUCGGGCGGGCCAGAUUGGGGACUAAUUACAAGCAUACUGGCUGGGUUUGUGGUAGGAUUUUGGGUUGUUGUGGGUCCGUUAAUCGCAAGCAAGCUAUGGAGAACUAAAUUUUAUGAUAUUAUCUAUGAUGUAAUACCCAGGGUUAAACUAUUCGAUUCAAGGAAUAGAUCUACAGAAAGCAGCUUCUGA
This is a messenger RNA of Erigeron canadensis, 2883 nucleotides long. RefSeq names its product receptor-like protein EIX2. The transcript has 2 exons. NCBI's taxonomy places the organism in Eukaryota, Viridiplantae, Streptophyta, Magnoliopsida, Asterales, Asteraceae. The record is from RefSeq and is a predicted model, not a curated record. Gene Ontology annotation, molecular function: protein binding. Bases 1 to 2883 code for a protein of 960 amino acids.